UCUAUAGCAAUCGAGUGCACAAACCACACAGUUUUAAACGAGGCAAGCAGAUCUAGGUUUUUUACCAACUACAUCGAUAAGGCCAGCGAUACCUCAUUAACGGGCUGGUUUACAUACAAUGGCUCAGCCGGUACGCGCAUGGCAACAACUUGCGUUCCCGCUGAACACUGCGGUACGUUAGUUCCCGGAUGGCUGGCGGGUAACCAUCCAAGUGUAGACGAAGGUUUAGUAGUACGAUCAGUAUGUCUCUCCAUGUCGCAAGUUUGUUGCAUGACAUCUGUGAGUGUACUUGUGAGGAACUGCAGCGGUUUCUUUGUCUACAAACUAGACGUGAAUGCAGGUUUAAGCUUUACUUUUCGAGUGUGUGGAGCUGGUAUUGAAGGUAAUGUAAUAUUCUCCGAACUCCUUUCAUCGAUCGCAUUUGUAGACGAAAACCCUCAGAGAUUACAAUGUAAAUGCCUCCUCCAUCGUCUGCCAUCCACUUUCAAAUCAUAACCACGAUAUUAAAGACACUUUGUUUUUGCCUUUUUAUUAAAAUAAAAGUUAUUGGGAGUUGUUUGAGAUGUAAAAUGAAUUCUUUAUCGAGAGAAGGGGGAGGUUUCAUCCAUUUUGCGUCCCUCAGGGGAGGGAUGGGUGUUAGUUAAUUUGAUAUCCCACGUUUUAACCCAAAGACUUGCUGAUACUGACUUUAAUUCAUAAAAUCUGGACAAAUUUUCUCAGAGAGACUUUCUUUAUUUCAGGAUCAUUGCCGCCUAAGCAGGUAGCAAUCAAGAAUAAGUUAGGUAAUAUAAGAAAGGCAGUUUAAAGCCUUUAAAAUGAUAAUGAAUUGAUUGAUUGUUUAAUUGUGAGUGAAAGUUCAACUUGAACACAGACACUGGUAUUCUAUUUUCACAACUGCAGCCUUUUCCACGCCUCCUCUUCAACAAAAUUUUGUCAGAAAGAUUGGAAACGUUCUCAAAUUUUAUGCCAUCGUUACAAACUUUAAUGCUUUCAUGGAUGUCAAGAUGAGCAUGUGAUAUGGAAAAAGAGUUACCCUUUUUAAAGAGUUAUCCACGUUAACUUUAUGACGUUAUUUCAGUUCUAAUCUCAUUUGCGAUAAUUGUUUACUUCGUUAAACCAAGCAACACGAAGUUAAGUCUUUAAACAGAAACGUGUUAGCGAAAAUUGUGCCGAAACUUUUCAAGUUUGUUCAUUGUAAUUAAAAGAAUGAUCGUCUCUACGUUUCAAAUGAACAAAAGAAUUUCAUAUCGUCGAUUUCUAUUGUUUGUUUCGAUAACUGUUUGUAUGUCUGUUUGUUUAUUUAAUUGUUAGUAGGCGAUGAAUGCACUGACUACAACACACUCAACGCACGUGAUAGAGCCGCAGACUAUUUCAGUUACAACACUUUGAAGUGUGACGCCUACCUACCCAGUGGCUGGUACAGGCUGGCUGGCCGGGCAGGGGCUGUUAUGCCGACACAUUGCGUGCCCAGAAUGCAUUGUGGUACUCUGUCACCUGGUUGGUUGAAUGGCAAACACCCAACUGUGGAGGAGGGCGUGGUGCAGCGUAUGGUUUGCUUUACAAACGAUACCAAUUGUUGUCACUGGUAUAGUUUGGUGUUAGUGAAAAACUGCAGUGGUUUUAUGGUGUACAAAUUUGGACACUUUCCUACAAGUGUAGACUCCUGCAGCCUGCGAUACUGUGGAGCAGGAGAAGCUGGUAAGUGACACAGAAACCAGUUAUGAACUGAUCAUUAUUUAUCGGCGGGGGGGGGGGGGGGGGUGAAGAAGAAGGAUGAAUUUGGUUGUGAUCCCCCCUAAGGCUCUAUGAUAUUGUUAUGGUCCCCCUUUCAUCGUCAGUUGAUUGGCGAGCAAUUAUCUUUAGUCCUCCCCCCCUUUAUAAUAUAUGGGGGUCGACUAAUGCCCCUUUAAUUCCCCCCCUCCCAAAUCCUCCUUACCUCGUCCUCCCAGGUGAUAGAUCAUGGAUUUUUCCUUUAAAAGAAACAACCGAAUAGAUAAAACUGCGGAAACCAGACUCCGCAUGACUGAAUACUUCCAUUACAUAUUUCGUUGUUAGAAGACUUUGAUCCCAGUAAAAUGAGGUACUUAGUUUUGAAGCCAUUCGUAGCUACAAAUGGCAUAACCGUGGAUAGUACGCAAAGAAAGGUGACCCGUGACUGCCUGCAUCGAGAAUUUAUGCGUGGUAACCACUUGGUCGCCUAUUAUUCUGAAUUUCUGGUAGGUUGCAGAGACAAAGAAGGAAACAGCUAUGACGUAUGGCAGAGUUGGAACCCAAAUCCUUUGUUCAAAUGUACAUGUGCACCCAAUCUUAAAGUCGAGUGCCAAAAAACUGAAAGUGGCUGCUGGGAUUCCCAUGGCAACGCUUUUGUAGAUGGACAUGAGUGGCUUAGCGACAACAUGACUAAGUGUACCUGUAGCUAUGGAAAGAUAACCUGUACCAAGCUCUCUCGGCCAGCCUGCACCGAUGAGAAAGGCAUGGUGCGGGAUCAUGGUACCCACUGGUUUUCUGGAGUCUGUUUCAAUUGCUCAUGCGUGGAUGGUUUGAUCAGUUGUGCGAAGUAUCGCGUGACUAUCAAGUAUGGGUUAUUCCAAGUUGAGACAAUUGGAAGAUGUAUACCAUGUCAUCAGCCAAGUAACGAUAUUUUACCAACAGGGGAUGGGACAGUCGCUGCUUGCCAGGGUGGGUUUCAAUAAUAAAUGAAGUGUCGUUGUUAAAUCACUGCAAUGAUGAAAUGUGAUUGUUUGUUAUUUAUCAUGUAGUUACUCUCGAUCUGAAUCACAGGUUUAUAAACCCCCUUCCUAACAUGAAACAAAAUUGUCCCCACCUUAAUCAGUUGAAGGAUGUGGAGCGAAAUCGCAGAGAUGGUAAGAGGCGAAAUUGUAAUGGUGAGAAAUCAUCAGUUACCGAAUCAAAUAUCCAAAAUGACUGCUUUCUGGCCAAGUUGAGCCAAUUUUUUUUUACACUUACCUCCCCUACCAGUAGAGAGAGCGACUCGUUUUGAUCAACCAACGAAUGACAUUACACAGCGCAAUUAUCCAUGUUAAAAGCUUCUUCUCUUUCCAGUGUUCUUUCAGCUCAAGGCUUUAAAUGAGGUAUUUGGUUGUUCCAGUGGCCACUUCGUAAGGAAAGAACACGUGUGUAAUGGAGUCGCGGAGUGUCCGGACGCUUCUGAUGAGGCGCAGUGUCAGAAUGGUGAGUUAAUAAAUCCGACUUUUUAAAGUAACUGAGCUUUCACUAAUCUUAGCAACACCCUAUACCACUCCUCCUUUCCUCCCCAUUUCCCCCUUUCCUCUCCCCCCCCCUCCCCAUCGCUCAUACGAAAAAGGAAGGAAAAAAAAUCAUCGGAGACAAACUUAAUUAAAAAUAAAUACUGAUGAUUUCUUGUUGUUGUUUUAGUUAUUUGUCGUGAUGAGGAAGGGCAGAUUCUAAUUCUAAAAGAUGUUUGGAAGGUAAAUUUUUAUACUUAUGGCAAACCUUGUAAAAAUUCAACCCUUAGAAUAACUAAAGCAGUACACUAAUUUAUCAUUCGGAAAGCUUAGCUUUUCUUUUUGUAAUGUCAGCUCGAAUAACAUUUGAAGAGUUCAUUGUUAAUAUCAUUCCAGGUGUCCGACUGUCUCAGCUGCGAGUGUACAGGGGGUCGUCUGAAAUGCAAGAGGACACUUCAAGUCAACUUCCCAGGCAAACACUUGGCAUACGUACCUUUUAAUGAGUCCUGUGAACAACCAGGGUGUAACGCUGUGGAGUUUAUUAAAGCCAGGAGAGAAACUUGUGAAGGUACACGUCAGGUUAAAGAUUUAGACUCAAUUUAUGCCGAGAGCUACCUUAAAGAUCACUUUAACCAAAUUAGCAUACAUCAUCAGGAUUCGCCCAUUAGAUCCAUACUUAUCAAAACAAGCUACUAAAUGUUGACCCGGGCGGAAAUUGAAAUCACCGCAAAAACCAUUUUCAUGGCUUUAUUUUUACUCGAUGAAACUGGUAAAAACCGGCUAGGCUCAAUUCUGGAUAGCACCUGUUGGUUCGGCUACUCUCUCAAAAUAAAUAACACAGAGCGAUUAAAACUACCGUAUUCUACCACUCUUUAUAAUUUAGCUCAACUCCGUUACCUCUGACAUUGUUAUUUUUUCAUAUCCGUAUAAUAAAUAUUUCUUUACUCAGUAAUUGAAACCGUCGAAGGUGGCCACAUUUUGUCACGAGGAGACAACUGGGACUACAAAGGGUGUCAAUUCCUCUUUGAAGGACACAAGCAGACCACAGGGUGCCCACAAAUGUCUCUAUCAACCUGUUUUAUCUACAAUGGAGCAGUCUGUUGUGCUGAGAAAUGCCCAGGUAAAAUAUUAUAGAUAUUGAAAUAAUAUGGAUGGCCAAUUGUGACCAUCCCUUCCCUAAUCCAAAUGAAUUAACAGCAAUGUUAUCAUCUUUUUGAAACGAUUAUUUGUCAGUUUUCGAAAAACGAAUUCCAAAGUUAUGACAACAGCUAAUUGGAAUCAAGGUGAACAUCAACAUUAGCCAAUGGGAAUGCAAAGUAAUAAUUGACAAGAUGCUAUAAGCGUCGGGUGAUUGACACGAGUGAUUGACUGUUUUGCAUUUGAUUUGCACAUGCAGCGUGCGAGUUUUUUGGACCUAUCACAAAGUGGUUAGUGUAUUGAAGCAAAACGAAAGCAAUUACGAAUUUGCAUUCAGCAUUCAAUUGAAAAAUUGCUCUCAAUUUCACACUGAAGGCGCGUUUUGUAAUUCAUAGCACUCCCACAACUUGCAAGUCAGGUGCGCUGGGGUAUGAAGAUGUGUCCUGGAGGACUUCAGUUGAUAGCCAGUGAUGAUCAGUGUGACAUUAUCGACCUGAGUUGCCUUCCGGGAAACGGCGCCUGCAAAACGGGUAAGUUUGAUUGAUUAGAGCGACUUCUAAGAGGCUUCGAUAUGGCUGGUCCAUCUUAAAAAAAUCUAGUUCUCAUUUUCAAGCUGUGUUAAUCUUCUCCAUUCUCAGCAGAUGUUCUUUAUUUUAGGUUAUUACUACUUUCUUUGUUGUUCGACUACCCUAGCAAGCGGUAGUUAAAUAAAAUCAAUAAGAUCAAUAAAAAUACCGAGACAAAGGUCAUUGACAAAUUGUUGUAUGCAGAUUAAAUAAGGCAAGAUAUAUCGCCGAAAAACUGCCGUUUUGACAUCCAAAUUUAUCUUUCACUUGUUUGUAUCGAACUGAGUUAGGCUGUAUCGAAAGGACUUAGUUUCUGGGUUUUUUUAAUCGUCUUGGUCUAUGUUUUGAAUCCAUCACUAUCGAAUCGAAUUUUAUCCAAAAGACCGGACUCCUUCUCUUUUACAACCUAGUCACAUUCCCUUAUCGAGAAUGGACGUGUAACAUAAAGUUUGUGAGUUCUCUCGGAGCAAAUGUCCUAAUUAUUAAACAGAAAAGUUUGUGCAACUUUGUAAUAAAACCAAUGCAUAGACGUCAGCGACAGCUCAGAGAGAAUAAGUUAAUGAGACUGUAUCCCUUUGUAAGCCCUAUUUCAAACGUUAUUACUCUCAAGCUAUUUUUAGAAUUAGGUAUCUGGUCUUCCGAGACCAAUGUACAUUCACUUAGUGUGUUGCUUGACGUCUCAAUGAAGAACGCAUAGAAGCCGUGUGGGAUCAUGGGAUGUGAGCAGAAUUAGCAACAUUAAAUUCACUAUUUUUAGAUCCGCCUGGAUCUCCAAGGGAAGUGUGCCAAAAAAUAGCCUUAGGGGAAGUACCAUAAGAUUAAACACCACAUGAGGAGAGACGGGGGAAGGUUCCUUCUCUACACUCACUCAAUUCCUGUCAAAGCAGAUUUUUUCAGUCCCUAUCUGCUGAUGAUUUGUUUCUCAGAUGACUUGUGUCAGGACGAGGAUGCAAAUACAUAUAUCAAUGGAAGCAGCUGGUCUAUUGGUGACUGCAUCGACUGUUACUGUCACAAUGGCGUUAUCUCGUGUUCUAAAACGCUGUCAGUCAUUACAUCCAAUGACGAAAACACUGAGCGCUGUAGUCAACCGGAUUGUAACGUAGCGGCGUUCUUGAAAGCAAAGAGAGGAAUCUGUAAAGGCAAGUGAUUGUGAAGGGAAAGCCAAAUACCUGUCUAAAAAUGGAGAACAAUGAUUUUCCAAAGAGGUCUCAUCCUGUAAUCACAAGAGCUGCAAUUAUUCUAGCUAAUUUUCUCUGUGAAUUAUCAUGUAUUUUGUACCUAAAAGCUGGUUUACCACCACAAUUCAUAAGAAUUAAAUUUAAGUUACCCAUUCCCAUGUAAAUGACUUUUCUGCAUUACGUUAGUUUGCAUAUGGAGGAACCAAACCCAUCUGGAAGGCUACCGCUGGACAGAGAAUGGAGUUGACUUCUUUUGCAGCUCAGAAAAGCAGAGAGUGAGGCCUGGAUGCUACUUGGAAGCUGGUCACGUGCAAUGUACAGGGGCUUUUACAGGUUUGUUCCAGGGGCCACUAACUAUCGAGACAUCCAUCGUGUCAUAGAGACUCUAAGGGACAUACAUUUUUUUUUUGCCCUGAAAAACAUGCUCCUUCAAGCUACUUUUUUUUAACAUUCCCGCUCAGAUUUGUGGACGUCGAAAAAUAAUUAUUCUGCUUUGCAUUAUACAAAAAUCUUUUCCGAUAUUUUUUAGGCUGUUUGUGUUUCUACACUUUUUUCAGGAGUACGAAACUUAUCACUCAUAUCUGAUGAAAGACUGUACCUCUGUAAGAGUGGAGAUGAAAUAAGAUCACUUAACGACAGAUGUAGUCAGAAAGCAGACUGCAGGGACAAGUCUGACGAGAGAGAUUGCGUUCAGUGUAAGUGUAAAUGGCGAUGAGUAAGACCUGGGAACUAGUCAUCAUUUUUAGUCUGGGGGAAGGGGUUCGGAGGAUAAUGGAGGAUCGUAUGGUCUUCUGGGGGAACGGACGGGAAGAUCAGUUACCACCAAUAGAAUAUUACAAAUAAAAAGGGGAAUUAUAGUCAAAUUGACUACCAAUGUACUGCUGAUGGGAGGGGAUCAUAAGAAUAUUAAAGAGCCUUCUGGGGGAUCUGGUAAGUUUUACCGUGACACUACAAAAUCUUCAUAGCCCUCCCCCCUCCCCCCUACCCGCUACCCCCUUCCCCUACUAUAGGCGAUGAAUAACGGCUAGAGUUUUGAGAGUUUCCGGAGGCUGUCACCGGAAUUUGAACCGUAUUAUCCCGUAACGCGCAAAAAGUUUUCUUCAAAAUGAUGAAGACCACGAAAUACUAGUUUUGCAAGACAGAAAGCAUAAAAAUGAGGAGGAUGAAGCGAAAAGAAACGACGAAGGUUGAGGUUGAAAAGGAUUGACAAUAGGUUGAUAAUGACAAUACAUUGCUAAUAAUGGACUUGAAAAACCUUCGACUGAUGUCGAGCGCGCCUUUAUUUUUAGGGACUAGUCAUCAUUGAUCACCCUGAUGGGGGGGGGGGGGGGGGGAGAUGGUAGUGUCGGAUGAUUUUUGUUGUGUCACGAUAAAGUUGGAAACCCCCUCCCCCAGAAAUCCUUUAACCCUCCUACUUUCCAGGCGAAAAAUAAUGACUGGUGUUUGAUCUUCCUCCUAUAAUGGUGUUGACUAACAUCCUAGUCUGCACUUUGAAGAUGUUGAUUACAGAAGGAAAAAAAAGCACUCAUGCCUUUUCAUGAAUAUUUUUUGCGAAAGCUGUUUUGAAGUGGAAUUUUUAAAUAAUUAUUUCAGAUUUCUGUCCAUUUUACACGAAGUUCAAUAUGUACUGGGAAAGAACUGCCCUGAAUGAGAUUGUUGUAAGGAACUGUUCAGAGAUGGAUCCAGAGUUAGGAGGUAAAAAAAUGUUUUGAUACGCUUCGUCGAAAAAAAAUGUUAUUUUGUGAAAAAAAAUUUAAUUUCCAAGAUCUGAUUGUUAAUUUUCUCUUUAUGCUUCCUCGUGGUACCUUGUGAAUAAGCGACAAGAAUUUGGUGUGAGAUGAAGGCAACAUCUCCUAUCUGUUAAGUUUGAGUGUUCUCAUUACCAGUUUUCAGGGUAGUAUAUAUAUUACAGGGAGAAGUUACAUCUUAGUCACUUCUGGGAUUAAAAAGGUUAAAAGGAAACGAUAUAACUCCUAGAAGUCAAACGAAGUGCCCAGUUGUGGGUGGAAAACAGGUUACUGUUUUAGUGCACUUCACAUGACAUUUUUUUUCUCCGAUCAUGGAGUAUGAUCACUCCGGUGAGAAGAGCACGUCCUGAAUUCGAAAAGUCAGUAACGUUGACUAAAGUUUCAACAAAUUUAUCGUACAAAGUAAGUUAAUUAACUGUGACUAUCAUUCCGUUUAUAGAAAUUUCAGUCAUGCACCACGGCCAGUAACAGUAAAUUUCUGUUCUUUCCUCGCCAGGAGGAUUACUUAAACCGAUCAGUUGUUAUUCCAAGGUUCAGACUGUGUUCAGUGCUUGUGUUAAUUUUUCUAUAAUAUCCUUUCAUUGUGUAAACCCGAUACAAAAUUUAAUCAGAUCUAUGGAGCUUACUUCGUCAGGCAUUCGCGUAAGCUUACAGCAUUUGCUGCUGGUUGUACUUGAUAUUCAGUUAGACUUGGAAUCACCAUCAUUAGAUUGUUAAGAUAGAUUUAAUAUUGUUUGUACCUCAGCAACCUACUUUUCACUUAUUUAUUUCCAUUUGGCCACAGGAAAUUUCACGAACCGUUGUUCUUCACCGUAUGGUGAUAUGACAAAGUGGAGUUUCAAAGAAAGCUGUUUUUGCGAAAAAAUCUCUUCGUCAAGAAUUCAGGCAUAAAGUAUGUAGUAGUUUGAUUCCGAUGUAUUCUAAUCCGCGGUUGUUUGAAACGCGAUACAUGACUCAAUUGGAAUAGCAAAUAAAUAAAUCAAGCUUUUGAUUUAUUUUCAAAUUUUUUCGUUUUUGCAUGUAGUAAGAGGGGACGGUAAGUUUCUAAAGAAACGAUAAGGAAUAUAACAACUAAGAUGAUUUGGUUUUAUUAAUUGAGUUGCUUACAUAAAUCGGCCACCAUCUAGAGUUUGUAGAAUUUGUAAUUCGCUCUGACGAAGGGUUAAAGCGUAAAACAUCAGAUUUAGAACUCUUUACAGUGGCCAAGAAUCAAAUGCCCUAAUUGAAAUAGUUUGUUUGAUUCGCGUUCGCACGAACGAAGAAGUUAAUAUCGUCAUCGUGUUUGUCUUAAAGUUCAUUGGGUAAACAACUGAGUUUACUGGAACUAAUAUAAGGCUUCCCUCUAUUCAUUUUCAGCUGUCCAUAGUGAAUCUAACAAACAUUUUGGAACUAACAAGAGCAUUUGUGAACAAGGCCACUAACUUUACAAACAAAGAACUGUUCUUUAAUUAUCUGAGCCUUUGGUUUAAAAGUGGAGCUCUCCUACUAAAUCCAGUCAACCAUUCCAACGAUAUGGUGGCGCUCAAUUUCUCACAGGUACGAAUUUUAGCCUUUAGGACCAUAUGACAGACUUUACAUUCUUUGUCAGUUUAAAAUUAUAUAUGCGCUUUACUACUCUUUUAACAAAGGACAAAGGAAUUUUUAAAAAAAAAUUAUGGGUACUUUUUUUUUAAUAAAUCAAAUAAAGGUCUUCCUAGAGGCUUGAUUUAUCUACAUAAGUUAUCGAAGAAUUUAAGAAACCCCUUACGGACGGGUCGCGUUUAAUCAACUCGGGGCGGGGGGUCGGAAGAGUUUGGGAGUUUACAUUCUUUUCAGGGGGAACGAGGGGGGGAAUUAGUCGUCGCUAACAGAGUAUAUUAGGGAGGAGGGAGGACCAUAAAAGAUUGACUGCCGGUGAGAGAGGGGUCAUUAGCAAUACUACAGAGCCCGGGAAUCAUAUUGUGACAUAAAAUCCUGUUUCCCCGGCGAUAAAUAAUGACCGUUCCCUUACUGGAUUUCAAAAUGCAGAUCCAGAAGAAGGUCUUUUUAAUGAUUGUCUGGGGGUUCAUUUUCAAACUGACCUUUCAUAGGACUGCAAAUUAUGAGCUUUUCAUAUAUAUAUUUUCUUUCUCUUAAGGCCAUAUUCCAAACAACUCAAACCGAAAACGUUUUCAAGCCUCACUCAGACUCCUUUUGUCCCAAAGAAGUGGUAAGCAUGCAUGAAACAUACUGUAGAAAAAGAAAACGCAAAGCUAAAACAUGCAAGCGAAUAAACAAGUAACAUAAUUAACGACCAGAUUUUUUAUUUGAAAGUAAUAUUCCAUCUAAAGGCCUUAUUCAUAAUUUUUGUAACAAAAUUAACCAACUUUAUCAUAUCUAUAAGUCAGUGCGUGCGCUAUGAUUGGGUGAUUUAACGGGUCGUGUUUCACUGCACAGCCCUUUUAAUUCAAAAGUUUGUUUAAAUUGAAAUCUUGGACCUCUACUUGAACUCAGAAAUAGUAUAGAAAUCUUGGCUAACCUCGUUUUCUCGGUCCGCACUGCAAGUUACGAAACCUCUUUUUCUGCUCGGACUUAUAGAUAGGAGCAGAAAAAAACUCUGUCUGUAACUUAUACUACCGACCUCGAACUCGGUUAGGAUGAUGAGGUAAGUGUGGCACACACCUUUAAAGGUGCUACGCCACAUCACCGUUUUUUUAAAGGGUUUUUUACCGACGUAAACGAGCAACAAAGCCAGAUGGCUUUAACCAAUUCGAAAACGAAAAGGAAAACUGGAAAGAAAACUGAAUUAAUCGCCAAAGACGAAAAUUCACAUGAUGACAAAUGUGAUAAUGAUAAUGAAGAUAAACAAAUCAAUUUCCUUUGUUCCGGAUUAUGAGAAUAAAAGCAGGACAAAUGGGAGUGGGAAUGAAUAAUAAAAUUGGGAUAAGUAAAUGGGAAUUUAGCAAUGGACCUUCCACUGGAUGGCUCUUCCUGUCUACUCUUGUGAAAUGUUGCUUUUUGUGAAGCGAGGAAAACUGGUGGAAAACCCUCGGAGCAAAGACGAGAACCGACCAUGAUUAACUCAACCCACAUGUGAAGCCAGAAUCGAACCCGGGCUAUGAUGGUGGGCGGGAGUGCUCUCAUCACUGCACCAUCCCUGUUUCUUCAAACUGGGUGGGAAAAUUUCUAGCUAUUCAAAAAAAUUGUACCGAAACUUUGCCAUGAACGUGGAUUUCUAUGGAUGGCGAACUUGUUUAAGUCACUAAAUUGUUACCGUCUUGGUUGUUUUCGCAGACGUACUCGCAGCGCUGGUCAUUAAUACAAGAUAUCAAGGAGUUUGUUUGCGGAGCCUCAAAUCUGACGCAUACCUUCCGGUUUUGUUUCACUCUAAGAUCGUUGAAAUAGUAAGUAAAGCAAAGAAAUUCUAGUUUAAACUAGACUGAAAAUGCGUGAAGCAAUGAUCCUAGCAGGUGUACGGCAAUUAAGAGAGCCUGAAUCAGAAUCACCAUUAAAACCAAUCGUAACAAAUCACUCGCGUUUUCCCGCGCUCCAGACAGCUUGAAUUCUCAUUGGCUCCCUGAAAUAUUUUUCCUCUACCCUUUUUGGCUGUUAGUAUCUAGUUUUUAUUUUACGAUACCCAUGGAAAUGCUCUUACGGUUUUGACAACAUUAAUUGUAAAGAAUGGACUCAUUCCUUACUCAUUGCUGUUUUUCAUGGAAUCUGUUCUCGCAUACUUCUGUAUAUCCUAUAGUGAAAUUCCUCCUCCAUUCUCCGGAGAAGGCAACAUAAGCCCAGAUUCUCCUGGUGUAACUAACUUUUGGAUGCGACCGGUUCUUAAUCUGAGGAUUGAUCCAAACCAGCUGUCCUCAGGAAGUGAUACUGUCAGCUCCCUUUCACUUCCUCCGGGAAACAUCACAAGCGAGGCAAGUAAUAAACCAAAGUAAAAAGGCCCCCGUGAAUUCUAAAGUACGAGGGAAACUGAUCAUGUCUGAAAAAAAAUCGUUUUGAGGGAAAUGACCUCAAGGUCACAUUUCAGUUGGGAUCUUUUUGUUUAUUAUCUCAAUCCCAGGGGUAUCGACCAAAAACAAAGUUUUCACUUUAAUAUGCUCCUAUCUUUAAUAAUAAUAAUAUAGGUACCAAUAGGAACCAUGGGAUAUCAUUUGAUCAGUUUUUAUACUCAAUUUUAAAGCUUAUCGAACCCACUCUAAUUUUCUUUAAAAUGACCUUUUUUUUGAGAGCACAUCCAUCUUAUCAAGCGAAAUUUAAGGAGGAAAGCUUUGACUCAAAGAACACCUCCUGUUGUUCUCUCACUAGAUGAAUUUCAGUCGCGUCCUUGUUCCUCUUCAACGUUUCAACUGUGCUUGGAUUGAAUAUGAUGUAAGUCAAAUAACUUGAAUUAUAAACGGUAAAGAGCUAGAUCGUUGGUGCUGAGGGGGGAGGGGUAGUAUACGACUUUCAUUCUUUUAUGCAGCAAAUUAGUGGCCAGUUGUCAAAGUUACAGAAACUUUCCUUGGUUAAAUCAGUUAAAUUUCUUUUUCAGGUAAAUGGAACAUUAAAAAUCACUGCCAGGGAAGUUAGAGAUGAGGAAAAAGAGAGGAAAGUUAUGGUUAAAACUCACCUGGAUCUUGUUCUCAGCAGCAUUUCUACAGUGGUUGUUAUAAUUUGCUUAAUACUGCUUUCCUGCCUAAGGUGCUCAGUCAGUUUGAUACUCAGAAGUGUGACUAAUAUGCCCAUCAAUUCGAAGUUUUCAGCAUCCCCGGGCACCAUACUGACAUUUGAAUGUCAUCUAUGGCCGGGGAAGGGGAAUUUGAACCUUGCUUGGGAUGAGGUGGGGCAUUUGAACGGUAAGUAUCAAGUCUUAUUAACGUAAUACACGUUUUUCAAAGGAGGAGUUUAAAGGUAAAGAGUCUGCUUUCAUGAGCUUUUUUCGAGCGCAAGUUUGGCUCGGGGAGGGGGAUUUGACUGAGACGCUAAUCUUCGAAAGUUCAAACGCCCGGAAGGGAUAUUGAAGCUUCGAAUUGAUCUAUGCAUAAGACAGUAGUCGGACUGCCUGACUGACGACUUACCGGUGGACUGCCUUACUGGCGGACUGACUGUCCAGACUGACGAUUGACGGGCGGAAUGACUCAGCUAUCAGCUAUCUGACUAACUAAUUGACUGACCGGCUGGCUGGCCGUCUGACUGAUUGACCAACUGUUGGACCAACUGUUGGACCAACCGACUGACUGACUGACCAACUGACUGACUGACUGACCAACUGACUGACUGACUGACUGACCAACUGACUGACUGACUGAUUGAUUGACUAACUACCGUAUGACUGACGGACUGGCUAACUGACUAACUUACCGACUAAAGGACUGACUUGUUCGCUUACUACCGUACGUACAAACGUGGACUGACUUCCGACUGAUAGACCAGUAGUUAAUAUAUAUAUAUAUAUAUAUAUAUAUAUAUAUCUGACCAGCCGAACUUUAGUCUGCAACUGAAUUACUAACAAAACAGUAAUUGAAGAUGAAGUACCGACUAUAAAGCUAACAGAGUGACCUCUUUUCUAACACAGGAUAAGAAACUCCGAGAGAAUAUUUGUUCAUAAAAACCUUUUAAUAUCCAUAUGCCUGGUUUACAUGCUGAUGAUCUUCGACUCGUAUAUUUUUACAAACAGGAAGCAGACACCGGUGAGUUUAACUGAUCCUGAUCCUUAUUAGUUCUGAUAACACUUAAAAAAAAUCCCGGUUUAAGAAAUGUACGUAAUGGCACGAGCAGGGUCGGGAAAAGUCGCAUAGCCCAGCGUAUCUCCCCGCGAGAUGUGAGGAUGAAAAUAUGUAAGAAGAAAGGAAGAACGAGAAAGACGGCAGUCUUACGCUUAAAUGUGUAUCGACUGGCAAGGUCGGGUCAGACGGGAAAAUAUUUGGCUCUGCGGGUCAUGCCGUGUGGACUAAGCGCAGCAAAGUCCGUAAGUUGUCAUCAUGAGCCAAAUAUUUCCCGUCCGGCCCUCCCGCUCAGAUAAUAAGAACACACUAUUUCCUUAAUAGCUUGUAGCAAAUCUUGCAGGAGCCCAUACUCCUUGAUUUAUUUGACUUUUUUUCCGCUUGAAAAACCAGAGUAACAUGGCUGUUUGAUUUUAAACACCUAGACAUUUCUUUUUUUUUUUUUUUUUUCAUGAUAUCGUAGAAAUUAUGUUCAGCUAUGGCUGUCCUCCAACAUAUUACACACACCGCUAUUUUCACGUGGAUGUUGGUUGAAGGAAUUCAUCUUUACAUCAAGCUGGUGAAAGUGUUUUCAGUCCACAAGCUCUACAUCACAUACAUUGUCAUCGGGUGGGGUAAGGCUCUGUUUACAGCUUUUAUCAUCUCUCAUAUCUAGUACAUGCACUAUGAUUGGUUAGCCCAACGGACCCUAGCGGUCCAUAAAUCACUGUACCGCCCUCUAAACUCAAAAUUUUAUUUGAAUUUAAAUCUCCCUCCUCUUUUUAAACCCACAUUUUUAGUAACUAUCUUACUAACCUCGUCUUCUCGGUCUGUCCCGUAAGUGAUGGAACCCGUUUUAUUUUUUUCACUCCAAUCUAUAGCCCGUACUUUUAGCGCUUGGGCCAAAAGUCCGAGCGGAAAAAACUCGGUUCGUAACUUACAGUAAAGACCGCGAGAACGAGGCUUCUGAGAGGAAUGUAACUUAGAUGCUAUACCUCAGUCUUACCUUAUAUAAUGUAGUGUGUGGUGUUAUCAUGGCUUUUCUCUUUCUAUGGUGUUUGACGCGACAUUAAGUGCGGUGCGUCCACAUAUAGUAGUUCUGCAACAUUACUGCCGUUAGACUUGACAUUGGGAUCAUAACCGGAAGGAAACUUUUGUUUACAAUCAGAUUAACCGAUAACCGGGGGUACUUUGAUCUGUGAUUUCAUAGUAUACCGACCUCCUUUGACCACAGGUCUACCAGUUGUUACUGUGGGUCUAAUAGCAGCCAUCAGACCUGUGACAUAUGAUAUGAGCAAGACAUACUACAAGGACGUCAUGUGUGGAUCACUGAAACUUUCAGCGGAGAUUAUACGUGACAGGUUGGUAUAACUCUACAACUUCCUCGAUUAGGACCAUUAACUGUUUCUUUUAACUGCCACACUUUUUCUUUUAAAAGGUCCAUGUGUUUGAUUUAUAAUGUUUUGAAUGUCUGUUUCUUUACUUUUUGCGAAUCGUAAAGGUUAGAUUCACAAACUCUUCUAUAUCAAUUUUUCUCUUACUGUUUUUCCUUUUCUUGCAACAAAACGGAAAGUUCCAAGUAAAUAAGUUAAGUGCAUCGAUCUGCUUUCCUUUUUCCUUACUUAGUCAUGUUGGAAUAUUGUAAUCUUUUCAAGGUGCUGGCUUAAUGACGGUGAAUGGCUGUAUAAAGGACCAAUCUUGGCAAUUCUCGUGGUAAGCUCAAAUUUCUUUCCCAAAUCAACUUUGAAGUCAUUACUUGUGUGUCUUUCGAAAAGUCCAGCUUUUUUCUUCGACUAUUGAUUAUUUAUCGCCGGGGUGGGAGGAGGGGGGUGGAGAAUUUUAGGGGAUCUCAUAACUUUCCGGGAUAACGGAGAGGACUAAGUCGUGGCCAACAGAAGAGGAAUCAUGAGAAUAUUAAAGAGCCUCGGGGUCAGGUAAAUUUAUCAUUACACAAACAAAAUCCUCCGGACCCCUCCCCCCUUCCUUACCCCCAUCGGCGAUAAAUAAUGAUGAUUAACACCUUUAUGUCUGUUUCUUUUCAGUUCUCGUUUAACUCUUUUGAUACUUUCCUUUGUUCUGCUGCACCGUUUCGACUAAAGAGGCUGGGUUUUGUUUUUGUGACUUUCAAUCCAAAAGUACUCUAACAUAGAGCUUUUCUGUUCUUCAAACGACCAAUCAGAAUUUUUUUUUAAGGUCAAACAUUUUCAAUUGUUCAUUUCUAGGUCAACCUUGUGAUAUUUGUAAUUCUACUGAGAGUGAUAUUCACCAAGAUAUCGAAAAAAUAUCAGACUGAUAAUGUAGAGAAGACCAGGCAAGUUUCUUCUUUUGUUUUCUCGUUCCUGUUUCCUUUUUUUUUUUUUUUUUUUUUUCCUAACGGUCGAGUGAAAAAGUCAGAUUUGUACUGUAUGUGUGAUUCUUUUAAUUAAUAAGCUCUUUUAACCAGAUGCUAUUAAUCCUCCGUUCCCGUCCCCCCAGUGAUCGAUCCCUUAAAUUUUUCUUUAUUCUUACAGAAAAGGAUUGAGGAGCAUCGCAGCUCUACUGCCUCUGUUGGGUGUCACGUGGCUGCUGGGGUUUUUUAUCCACUGGAGUGAAGUCCUUGCGUAUUUGUUCAUCAUACUCAACUCGUCCCAGGUACUCACGGUGCUAUGUGCUCUACAGUUGCUGCUAUCGAUCAUGUUUGCCUCACUCGUGUUUCUUUUGAUUCUUAUAGGGUUUGGUGUUUUGUAUCUUCCAUGGUGUUUUGGAUGACCAGGUAUUUUCCAACUUAGCUUGUGUAGCUUUGGUGUAAUUUUGAUGCAGAAUAUCGUAUUCCAUGUGGCGAUCCUCUGAAUUGAUGGCUUAUGCGGUAAAACCGCUGCACUCAGAAUUUUAAGUGGAAUCGUUUAUUUUCUAUGCUUGCUUAUUGCAGUGUCUCUUUAUUCGUUACAAUAGGUAAGAGAGAGUUUGCUCAGAUCCAUUACAAGGACAAGAUUAGGAAUGAUGACCCAGAUUGGGAGAUCAUCUAUUGCAUCAACAACUACUCAGUUGUCACCUGCAGGUACUAGGUACUAU
Molecule: messenger RNA, 16534 nt
Organism: Pocillopora meandrina
Lineage: Eukaryota; Metazoa; Cnidaria; Anthozoa; Scleractinia; Pocilloporidae
Source: the annotation of a GenBank genome assembly